Molecule: messenger RNA, 874 nt
Organism: Dipodomys ordii (Ord's kangaroo rat)
Lineage: Eukaryota; Metazoa; Chordata; Mammalia; Rodentia; Heteromyidae
Product: coiled-coil domain-containing protein 136-like
Exons: 5
Biological process (GO): single fertilization; acrosome assembly
Cellular component (GO): acrosomal membrane
Source: RefSeq, a predicted model, not a curated record
GACACGAAGAGCAACAGAGAAGUGGCUAGAGUCCCAAACGCUAAGGAGUAUGAUGUCAACAGAAUCUCAGACUUCCGAAAUGGACUUCCUGGAGCCUGAUCCUGAAAUGCAGUUGUUGCGCCAGCAGCUUCUGGGAGCUGAGGAGCAGAUGCAUGACAUGCAGACUAAGUGUAAGGACUUGUGUUGUGAGGUGCAAGAGCUACAACAUCAUCGCCGGGCCAGCGAGGAGGAGCAGAGGCGGCUGCAGAGGGAGCUCAAGUGCGCCCAGAAUGAGGUGCUCCGGUUUCAGACCUCCCACAGCUUGACCCAGAACGAGGAGCUCAAGUCCAGGCUCUGUGCCCUGCAGCAAAAAUAUGAUGCUAGCCAGGAUGAGCAGAAUGAACUCUUGAAGGUGCAGGCGCAACUUCAGUCUGAGCUCCGGCAGCUCAAAAUCCUCAAAUGUGCAGACAGUCAAAAUGAGAAGGAGUUGAUGUGCCGGCUGCAGAGGCUGCAGAGCCAGCACCAGUGCAUCAUGAGCGAAAAGGAGAAGCUGCUAGAAGUGCAGCGUCAUCUACAGGAGAAGCUGCGGUCCCACGAGGCAGAGCUGUACUGUCUCCGGGACAUGGCAGCGUCUUUGCGCGAGAGCGAUGAGAAGAACGUAGGGAUGCAACUCGAGCUGCAGGAGAUGAAGGGGCUAUACCAGACGAGCAAGGAGGAACUGGAGCUGCAGAAGCACAUGUAUGACCAACUGGAGCAGGACUUCAUGCUGUGCCAGAUGGAGCUGACCCAGCUUAAGUGCGCCCAGCCCAUUCCUGAGGAUACGUGUAUCAAGAAGGUAAUUGUAGUGCAGGGUGGUGUGUGCCCUUGGCACCUGCUCCGGAGAGAGGAAGUGUAG